Messenger RNA from Hyaloperonospora brassicae, 978 nucleotides. NCBI's taxonomy places the organism in Eukaryota, Oomycota, Peronosporomycetes, Peronosporales, Peronosporaceae. The record is from the annotation of a GenBank genome assembly.
AUGACCAUUUCCCGCAACGUGUACAACCAGCUCUUCGAGCCUGCGCCCGACGCGUCGAGCGGCGGCAGCGGCAGCACGGAGAAGGUCAUUCGUCUGCGACCGACCGAGGCCAAGGCAGGCGCAGUGGUCAUGUCGGCCAAGAGCAAGAUCCAAAUGUGGACAAAGGACGAGCACGAGCGCUUCCUCGCGGCGCUAGAGCAGUUCCCGGCCGGGCCGUGGAAGAAAGUGGCCGACUAUAUUGGGACCAAAACGCCGCGGCAGACGAUGACGCAUGCGCAGAAGUACCGGCAGAAGAUCCACCGCCGACAGCGCGGGCUGCGCAACCAAAAGAAGACGAGCAGCGAGGGCCGUAGUGCGCGCACGGGCGACAGCACGCCCCCCCUCAGCAGUAAUAACAGCAACAGCAGCAACAGCAACAACAGCAGCAAUAGCAGCAGUGGGAGUCCGCCACUGCUAAACACAGAGGCAAAAGUGAAGGGAGAGCCCACGGACCUGAUCGUGUCGCCCUACGGCGUGGCCGAGCUGCAGCUCAAACCCGGCUCGGAGGCGGCCCUGGCUGCAGCCGCAGGCGCGACGAACGACCAGCUGCUGAACAUUCUGGCGCAGCAGGCCACGACGAUCCACGACAAGCCAGAGCUCGUGGACGCGGACCAAGCAGCAGCAGCAGCAGUGCCAGAGGCUGCAGCGGCAGACGACUCGUCGACGACCAACUUGCCGUCGCUGGCCGAGAUCUUACACCUGAGCGGCGGGGAAGGGCAGACGGCGGCUACGGUGGAGACCGAAGGGGCGCUGUCUGCGAGUGAGCGGGACAGCGAGGCCAAGACGGCGGUCAAGAUCGAGGCGGAGGCCACUGAGGUGGAGAUCGAGGCGCCGAGCGUGUCAGAAGAGUGCAAGUGUAACUGCAAGUGCAGCGUGCAUGGCGGGAAAAAAGAGGCUGUCAACGAGACGGCGGCGCAGCUUCGACCCGAAGCAAUGUGA